AGUAGCUAGCUAGCUAACGUUGUUUAACUAGCUAAAAAUGCAAAUUUUUCAAAAUGAAUAUGAAAUAUCCAAGCCUAUAGUAGCUAGUUAACUUUGGAUAACAUUAUUUUUUGCAUGUAAUGAGUGUUUGUCAUGUCAAUGAUGGAUAACAAUUCAACAACAACGUUGAGUAUUGAACAUUUCCAGAUUAUUGGUCUAUGUGAAAAAUGUUAACCUGUAUGUAUGGUUUCCGUAGAUUGAACCAACCGGUUCAUGACAUUACAGCGCUGUCAGCCAUGUCCAGACUACAUCACCUGUAUGGCCUGUUGAGGUACCUGAUGAUGUUACUCAGUGGCAUCAUAUUUGUGAGUGGCCUUGUGCUGUUUGGCCUAGGCGUGUGGAUUAGGUACGGGGCGGCCACCUUUGUCCAGGUGAUGGGCUCUUUCUCGGCACAGCUGGUGACCAUCAGCUAUGUGUGUAUGUGCCUGGGGGCCAUCCUGUCUCUGCUGGGGUUCAUUGGCUGCUACGGGGCCUGGAGCGAGAACCGCUGCCUCAUCUUGCUGUAUUUCUUCAUCGUGUCCAUGAUGUUUACAGCUGAGGUUACUGGGGUUAUUUUCAUCUUGGUGUACAAAGAUCUGGUGGAGGUUAUGAUUCGUGGAGCCAGUAAGGACUCUUUACGGAUGUCCUAUAUGGGACCAACGGCUUCAGACCCCAUAUCAACAGCCUGGAACACCAUCAUGGUCCAUUACAAGUGCUGUGGCUUUGACAACUCCACGGAUGACUUCAAGAACUCCGUGUUCAGUGCUAACACUGGCCUGUUGUACCCCAAGACGUGCUGUGUUGACCUGACGAGCACCGCCUGCGACGGCCUCGACACCACCCAGGGCCUGAUACACCCAAAGAGCUGCAUUACCAAACUGAUCAAUGUGAUCCGGGACCAGAGCGUCAUCUUUGGCUCCACUGCUUCUGGGAUCUGUGUCAUGGAGUUGGCGUCCAUGAUGGUGUCAGUAGUGUUGUUCGUCAGACUAGGCAACACCUAUUAUUAGACCAGCAGCAACACAGAGAACAGAGCCUGACCCAGGCAUGGUAGGUCAACCAGACCAGAGACAACACCAUAAUAAAUUAAA
Molecule: messenger RNA, 1106 nt
Organism: Oncorhynchus nerka (sockeye salmon)
Lineage: Eukaryota; Metazoa; Chordata; Actinopteri; Salmoniformes; Salmonidae
Product: tetraspanin-16-like
Exons: 7
Coding region: 207-1025 (272 amino acids)
Cellular component (GO): plasma membrane
Source: RefSeq, a predicted model, not a curated record